Molecule: messenger RNA, 717 nt
Organism: Lycium ferocissimum
Lineage: Eukaryota; Viridiplantae; Streptophyta; Magnoliopsida; Solanales; Solanaceae
Product: probable 1-acyl-sn-glycerol-3-phosphate acyltransferase 5
Exons: 3
Coding region: 95-361 (88 amino acids)
Cellular component (GO): endomembrane system
Molecular function (GO): acyltransferase activity
Source: RefSeq, a predicted model, not a curated record
UUUUUUUUUUUUUUUGGGAUGUGUGGGUUCGCUAAGGUAUAUACUUAAGAGCAGUUUGAUAAAAUUGCCUGUGUUUGGAUGGGUUUUUCAUGUUAUGGAGUUCAUACCUGUUGAGAGAAAAUGGGAGGCGGAUGCAUUGAAGCUUCGUCAGAUGCUUUGCACAUAUAAAGAUCCUCAAGAUCCACUAUGGCUUGUUGUUUUUCCAGAGGGCACUGAUUUCACAGAACAGAAGUGCAUUCGUAGUCAAAAGUAUGCUUCUGAAAAUGGAUUGCCUAUUCUGAAGAACGUACUUCUUCCGAAGACGAAGGGUUUUUAUGCCUGUUUGGAGGAACUGAGAGGUUCCUUGGAUGCAGGUAUUUAGUAAUGUUAGAGUCAUGCUUUUCCCCUGUGAAGUUAGAAUUUGCUCAUCUUGAUCCAGGGAUAUUCUUAGAUUCAUAGGCGGACAGCGGAUAAGAUACAGUUGAUAUAUUAGAAGCAUGCCCUGUCAAAGCUGACCACAGUGGACAAGGAUGUCUGAUGUGGAUAGAUCUAUUGUCUUUGCUGUUUUCUUUUCCUCUCCAUGUAUGUGGCAUUCUUGUCUUCUCGGAACACCCCUUGUCAUACUUUCUAUUUAUGCGGAGGAAGAGUAUUGUAUCUGAUAUUGACUCUUUGCUAGACCUUCUGCAUUCCUUCAAUCUAUAGAAGGAUGCCCUCAUUUUUUAUGUAAUCCUUUCAGUA